AUGAAAAUACUUAAAACUUUAUUAUCAUUAAAUUAUUUUGCAAAUAUAAGAUAUAAUAUCUGUACAUCUAAAAAAUUAUUUUUUGAAAAUAAUUAUUUAAAAAAAAAAAUAUAUAUGACUGAUAAUAAAAAGAAAUAUUUCAUAGUAAAUAAAAAAGAUAUAUGUACUAAUGUUAUAAUAAUACCCAUAUAUAAGGAUAACUAUUCAUAUAUUUUUUAUGAUAAUAAAGAAGAAGGAAUAGCAGUUGAUCCUAGUGAUUAUAAAAUAAUUAAUGAAGUAACAAAAAAGGAGAAUAUAAAAAUAAGAAAUGUUUUAUGUACUCAUAAACAUUCUGAUCAUAAUAGUGGAAACUUCUUUUUUUUUGACAACAAAGUAAAUGUUUAUGGAAUUAAAGAAAAUGAUAACAAAUAUAUAAAUAAAAAUAUUAAUAAUAUUAACAAGUUUGAAAUAAAUAAUUUUAAAAUAACAACAUUUAUAUCUAAUUUUCACUGUAAAAAUCAUAUAUCCUAUUUAAUCGAAAACUCUAAAAAUAAAUUAAAAAAAAUUUUUUUUACUGGUGAUUUUUUAUUUGUAUGUGGAAUAGGAAAAAACUUUGAAGCUAAUAAUAGUGAUUUAUAUAAUUCAAUAAAUAAUUUAAAAAGUUUAGAUAAAAAAAAUACCUAUAUUUUUUGUGGUCAUGAAUAUACAUUAGAUAAUAUAAAAUUCGCUUUGAGCGUUGAUUCAUCUAAUGAUAAUUUAAAAACAUUUUAUGAAAAAAUGAAAAAUGAAAGUGACAUUCCUACAAUUCCUUCUUUAUUGGAAGAAGAAUUUUUAUAUAAUCCAUUUUUGAGAUAUAAUGAUGAAGGUAUAAAAAAUUCUAUUAAAAAAUAUGCAAUAAAAAACAAUUAUGUAAUUGAAAAAAAUAGUGAUUAUCUUAUUCUUUUAAGAAUAAUGAAAGAUAAUUUUAAAAUAACAUAG
Molecule: messenger RNA, 957 nt
Organism: Plasmodium relictum
Lineage: Eukaryota; Apicomplexa; Aconoidasida; Haemosporida; Plasmodiidae
Gene: tGloII
Product: targeted glyoxalase II, putative
Exons: 1
Coding region: 1-957 (318 amino acids)
Source: RefSeq, a predicted model, not a curated record